Molecule: messenger RNA, 1248 nt
Organism: Lecanosticta acicola
Lineage: Eukaryota; Fungi; Ascomycota; Dothideomycetes; Mycosphaerellales; Mycosphaerellaceae
Source: the annotation of a GenBank genome assembly
AUGAAUGCGACGCCGUACGCACCCCAGCGGCACAUCAACGACCACUACGACAUCGUCGGCUUCAUCAGCAGCGGAACCUAUGGCCGCGUCUACAAGGCGGUGUCGAAACGCCCAUCAGCUUCAACUCAGUCUUCCCCCGUCAAGCAUCCCGAUGGCAGAGCAAUCGAAGCAUUCGCAAUCAAGAAGUUCAAGCCGGACAAGGAAGGCGAGCUCCAGUACACGGGCAUCUCACAGUCUGCCAUCCGGGAAAUGGCGCUAUGCACCGAGCUGAGCCAUCCCGCCCUCAUCCACCUGGUCGAGAUCAUCCUCGAGUCCAAGUGCAUCUUCAUGGUGUUUGAGUACGCCGAGCACGACUUGCUGCAGAUCAUCCACCACCACAGCUUGCUCCCGCGAACGCCCAUCCCAGCCUCGGCCCUUCGAUCCUGCAUGUAUCAGAUCUUCUCCGGUCUGCUCUAUCUACAUCAAAACUGGGUCAUCCAUCGAGAUCUGAAGCCCGCCAACAUCAUGGUGACAUCCUCGGGAGCAAUCAAGAUCGGGGACUUGGGUCUCGCUCGGCUCUUCUACAAGCCGCUGCAUGCCCUCUUCUCCGGUGACAAAGUCGUCGUGACCAUCUGGUAUCGAGCACCGGAGCUAUUGUUGGGCAGUCGACACUAUACACCCGCCAUCGACUUGUGGGCAGUGGGCUGCAUCUUUGCCGAGCUGCUCUCCCUCCGCCCCAUCUUCAAAGGCGAGGAAGCGAAACAGGACUCGAAGAAAUCCGUGCCAUUCCAGCGAAAUCAGAUGGGGAAAAUCGGCGAGAUCCUUGGUCUUCCAAAGAAAUCAGACUGGCCGCUCUUACCGGCCAUGCCGGAGUUUCCGAGCCUGCAAACGGUCAACAUGCACAAUCCGGGCGUCAACAGGCCGCUCGGUCUUGAGAAAUGGUAUAGGAACACGCUGCAGAAUUGUCACUAUGGCCAGACACACCCACCGCCGGACGACAGUGCGCUCGAUCUCCUGAAGAAGCUCUUGGAGUACGAUCCAUUGAAACGUCUUACAGCCGAGCAAGCUCUGAAGCAUCCCUACUUUACUGGCGAUGGCAAGCUCCCAUCCUGGAAUUGUUUCGAAGGGCUAGACACCAAGUAUCCUCCCCGGAAAGUGAGCACGGAAGCUCAUGAGAUUGGGACUGGUAGUCUGCCCGGCACCAAGAGGAGCGGCCUGCCCGAUGACUCUCUGCUACGCCCGCCACAGAAGAAAAUGAGAGACGGCUGA